This is a messenger RNA of Cetraspora pellucida, 372 nucleotides long. The record is from the annotation of a GenBank genome assembly. Lineage: Eukaryota; Fungi; Glomeromycota; Glomeromycetes; Diversisporales; Gigasporaceae.
GAAAAAUCAUCUUCUAUUUAUAAGAAAAAGAAAAAUGACGGCUUCUUUGAAACAAUACCUAUGUUCCGACACCUUGAUGUAUGGAAUGAACCAUUAAAAGUUUAUCCUGAUAGAUUUUAUAAUGAUUUAGUGAACAAUAAAGAAAGAGUAAAUGAUAAAUAUGAUAUUAAAAUUUUAUUUACGAUGUUUGGAGGUGGAUUACGAAUAUGCCCUGGAAGAAAAUUAGCAAUAAUCGAAUUAAAAUGUUUAAUGGCCAUGGUUUAUAGAAAAUAUGAUGUUGAAUUAGUUGAUAUUGAUGCACUACUUAAAACUAAUUUUAGUGUUUUUAUUACAUGUAAAGAGUUAUUAUUCAGAUUAAAAUUAAGAAAAUAG